This is a messenger RNA of Haliotis rubra (blacklip abalone), 1041 nucleotides long. Its product is annotated as microsomal glutathione S-transferase 1-like. The transcript is spliced from 3 exons. Gene Ontology annotation, cellular component: membrane. NCBI's taxonomy places the organism in Eukaryota, Metazoa, Mollusca, Gastropoda, Lepetellida, Haliotidae. The coding region runs from base 24 to 638 and encodes 204 amino acids. The record is from RefSeq and is a predicted model, not a curated record.
ACCCGGUGGACCUCAGUGUAUGGAUGGGACGGAAAGGACUGAGUCGUGAGGCGAGAAAAAUAAGAUAUGUUAAUCUCAGCCGGGUGUCUUUUCGACAUUUUUACGGUACAGAUAAACUUACAUGGGACAAAAGACCUGGAGUUUGGGCCCAGCCGCUCAACCGAUCUCAACAUAACCUUCAACAUGGCGAGCCGUUCUCUUUCGAUAACCCAGUGUUUUCCAAGUUUGCCCUCUACUCGACGGUAGUACUGUCCAAGACGAUAUGCAUGUCCGAACUGACAACGUUAUAUAGAAUGCGGAAACAGGCGUAUGCCAAUGAAGAAGAUAUCGAACGGUUCGCCACAUCUAAGGAUACUGAGGUUACAACGUCAGACGCCAGUGUCGAGAGGGUCAGACGGUGCCACCUGAAUGAUCUCGAGAACGUCCUGCCGUUCGUACUGGUCGGGUUAAUGUACGUGUCUACGAAACCGGGAGUUGUCGAGGCGAGCCGAGUGUUUCAGGUAUUCACGGCAGCUCGCCUACUCCACACAGCGGCGUAUCUGAUACCCCUGCCGCAACCCAGCCGCGCUCUCACGUUCCUCACAGGCUAUGGAGUCACUUUCUUCAUGGCGUACAAGGUAUUCAAGGCUGUCUACUGAACAGGGACUAUGUCGUUUUGAUAAUCUUCUGGGGUCGAUUGUGUUCGUUCACCAGAUGUCGAGCUGCAUAUAGUAUCUGAAAUGAAGGAAUAUUAAAUAAUUACCAUGAACCGUUUGUGUCUUAAGAAAUACGUGUUUUGUGAAUCAUGUCCGUCUUACGAAACCAAUGUGAUAUACUCCCCCAGAUUGCUUUGUAAAUUGCCCGCGGCAAAAAAAAAGAUGUGUUGCGGUAGUGUAGUAAAACGUCUAUACACAAAGAACUUAAUUGAGGACCCCCUGAAAUUUUGCAAUGAUAGAUUUUCAACACGUAUAUAAAACGUCUCAUGGUGACCACGAUGGAAAAAACGUGGGUUUUUGUGACCCGUAUGAUCCCUUGACUCAUAAAUAACGACAUUUGAAAUGA